This is a messenger RNA of Photinus pyralis (common eastern firefly), 1918 nucleotides long. RefSeq names its product integrin-linked protein kinase (gene Ilk). Gene Ontology annotation, molecular function: ATP binding; protein binding; protein kinase activity. The coding region runs from base 250 to 1596 and encodes 448 amino acids. The record is from RefSeq and is a predicted model, not a curated record. Gene Ontology annotation, biological process: integrin-mediated signaling pathway; cell-matrix adhesion; substrate adhesion-dependent cell spreading. Gene Ontology annotation, cellular component: stress fiber; focal adhesion. The transcript is spliced from 3 exons. Lineage: Eukaryota; Metazoa; Arthropoda; Insecta; Coleoptera; Lampyridae.
UUAAAAUGAGGAAUGUUUUGGUGUGGUCUUUAACCAGAUUUGUGACCUAUAAAUAACAAUGCUGUAAUUUAUUAAUUUAAAAAUAUUUGUUUAACAUAUUUUAGAGAAUUUUAAAAUGAGGUGGUGAAUGUCCAGUAUUCUAAAUAUAAACGGGAGUGUUGUUUUUAAUUCUUUUGGUGUUAGUAGGUCUGUUUAUCCUAAAUAGAAAGUUCUUCCUUGGUGGUAUUGCAUAAAAGUCUAUAUUUAAAAAUGGAAGAUAUAUUUCACUGGUGUCGAGAGGGAAACGCAAUGCAGGUUCGAGUGUGGCUCGAUGAUACGGAGCAUGACAUGAAUUUGGGUGAUGACCAUGGGUUCAGUCCACUUCAUUGGGCCUCUAAGGAAGGUAAUAGCAAAAUCGUUGAACUUUUACUGCUGCGAGGGGCUCGCGUUAACGCCACCAACAGAGGAGAUGACACCCCUCUACAUUUGGCAUCCGCACACGGCCACAGAGACAUAGUUUUAAUGUUGUUAAGACAAAAGGCGGACGUUAAUUUCACGAACGAACACGGUAACUCCCCGCUGCAUUACGCGUGUUUCUGGGGCUAUAGCGAUAUAGCCGAAGAUCUACUGCACCACGGAGCGUUGGUGUCGAUCGCGAACAAAGACGGCGACACGCCGCUCGACAAGACGCGUAGAAACUUGGCGAAGACCCUGCACGACUUGGCCGUGGAAGCCGGACAGGAUCUUAAGAAAAUCAAGUUCAAAGACCAAAGUUGGCUCGGUCUGAAGACGAGAUCGCGCGACGCCACCCUUUCAAGGCACAAGGGCAUAAACAUCAAAGAGCUGAUUCUACGCGACAAAAUCGCCAGUUCUCCCAGUGGCGAAACGUACAAAGGAAUAUGGCAAAAGAACGAAAUUGUCGCAAAAAUUCUGGCAAUUCGUCACUGCACCUCGAGGGUGUCUCGAGAUUUCAACGAGGAGUUCCCGAAACUGCGCAUAUUUUCGCAUCCGAACGUUCUACCAGUCGUCGGCUGUUGUAAUUCGCCUCCGAAUCUCGUCGUUAUUAAUCAGUUUAUGAGUUUGGGCUCCUUGUAUAGCGUGCUUCACGAAGGAAGUAGUGUAGUCGUCGAUACCGCGAUGGCGUUAAAGUUUGCCUUAGACAUCGCUCGAGGAAUGUCGUUUCUGCACGGUUUGGAACGGAUAAUACCGCAGUAUUACUUAAAUAGCCGUCACGUAAUGAUCGACGAAGAUUUAACCGCUCGAAUCAACAUGGCCGACGCGAAAUUCUCCUUCCAAGAGAAGGGCCGCAUUUACUACCCCGCCUGGAUGUCGCCCGAAGCCUUACAGAAGAAGAUCGGCGAUAUCAAUUGGGAAGCGUCGGAUAUGUGGAGCUUUUCCAUUUUGCUGUGGGAGCUGGCGACGCGCGAAGUCCCGUUCGCCGAUCAGUCGCCGAUGGAGGUCGGAAUGAAAAUUGCGCUGGAGGGACUGCGAAUCGGCAUCAAACCGGGCAUCUCGCCGCAUUUGACGAAAUUAAUCCGAAUUUGCAUGAACGAGGAUCCGGGUAAACGGCCGACAUUUGACAUGGUUGUACCGAUACUUGACAAAAUGAAACGAUAACUGCCAUUUGUACAUGUUUUUUUUCUUGUUAUUUAUUGCUCGAGUGCCUUUAAUAUUGCCUUCUAGAUUUAAAAGAAAUAAUAUUUUUUGAUAAAUGCUUUACUUUUUUAGAUCUAAUGUUCAGUAUUUUAACGGCGAUAAUAUAAAGAUGGAGAGUGGUGCUUCCCUUUAAUUGUAUAUUUGCAUCUCUAAAUGUUUAUUUACAUUACAGCCAACGUAAUUUAUUGGGAUUGGCGAAGAUACGAAUUUAAUUCUAGUAUCAAAAUAUUUCUAAUGUCAUUAACUUUUACUAUGUAUGUAUUAUUAUAAUUAUUCUUACCUA